This is a messenger RNA of Cebus imitator (Panamanian white-faced capuchin), 2978 nucleotides long. It is a transcript of the gene IQSEC2, whose product is annotated as IQ motif and Sec7 domain ArfGEF 2. The record is from RefSeq and is a predicted model, not a curated record. Bases 89 to 2938 code for a protein of 949 amino acids. Gene Ontology annotation, biological process: regulation of ARF protein signal transduction; actin cytoskeleton organization. NCBI's taxonomy places the organism in Eukaryota, Metazoa, Chordata, Mammalia, Primates, Cebidae. Gene Ontology annotation, molecular function: protein binding; guanyl-nucleotide exchange factor activity. The transcript is spliced from 14 exons.
CUAGGGAAGGGCUGGGGAGGAGGGGGUGGUGACACAGUGGAGACACCGGCUAGGCCAGGGGGCCUGCCCUUGGGACAGGUCCAGACCCAUGGAGCCCCCCAGGAGGAGCAACAGGUCCACAGCGUCUCAUACUCUACACCAGUAUUGCUGUCCUACUCAGGUCCUUGACUCCAUGAAGCUUACCCCCUCAGGCAGGCUGGCAGAGAGCAGUGUGGAGGGUGAUGCCCCAGGCAGUGACCUGAGCACAGCGGUUGAUAGUCCUGGGAGCCAACCCCCCUACCGGCUGAGCCAGCUGCCCCCCUCCAGCAGCCACAUGGGGGGCCCCCCUGCUGGAGUGGGCCUUCCCUGGGCUCAGCGAGCACGCCUGCAGCCAGCCAGUGUCGCCCUGAGAAAGCAGGAGGAGGAGGAGAUAAAGCGCUCCAAGGCCCUAUCGGACAGCUAUGAACUCUCCACAGACCUGCAGGACAAGAAGGUGGAAAUGCUGGAGAGGAAGUAUGGGGGCUCCUUCCUGAGCCGCAGGGCUGCCAGGACCAUCCAGACAGCCUUCCGCCAGUACCGCAUGAACAAGAACUUUGAGCGGCUACGCAGCUCAGCCUCCGAAAGCCGCAUGUCCCGCCGCAUCAUCCUUUCCAACAUGCGGAUGCAGUUCUCCUUUGAGGAGUAUGAGAAGGCACAGAACCCCGCGUACUUCGAGGGCAAGCCUGCCUCGCUGGACGAGGGUGCCAUGGCUGGUGCCCGGAGCCACCGGCUUGAACGGGGGCUCCCGUAUGGAGGCUCCUGUGGUGGGGGCAUUGAUGGUGGUGGAAGCUCCGUCACCACAUCUGGAGAGUUUUCUAAUGACAUCACAGAGCUUGAGGACUCCUUCUCCAAACAGGUAAAGUCUCUGGCUGAAUCCAUCGAUGAAGCCCUGAACUGCCACCCGUCGGGACCCAUGUCUGAGGAGCCAGGGUCAGCCCAGCUGGAGAAGCGGGAGUCAAAGGAACAGCAAGAGGACAGCUCAGCCACAUCUUUCAGUGACCUUCCCCUCUACCUGGAUGACACAGUUACCCAACAAUCCCCUGAGCGACUGCCCAGCACAGAACCCCCACCCCAGGGCCGGCCCGAGUUCUGGGCACCAGCCCCUCUCCCGCCAGUUCCUCCACCAGUGCCAUCAGGAACCCGGGAAGAUGGUAGCCGAGAGGAAGGCACUCGCAGGGGCCCCGGGUGCUUGGAGUGCCGGGAUUUCCGGCUGCGGGCCGCCCACCUUCCCCUGCUUACUAUUGAGCCUCCUAGUGACAGCUCCGUGGACCUGAGUGACCGCUCAGAUCGCGGCUCUGUCCACCGCCAGCUGGUGUAUGAGGCUGAUGGCUGCAGCCCCCAUGGGACCCUGAAGCACAAGGGGCCACCAGGCAGGGCCCCGAUCCCACACCGCCACUACCCAGCCCCUGAGGGCCCAGCCCCAGCCCCACCAGGGCCCCUGCCCCCAGCCCCCAACAGUGGCACUGGGCCCAGUGGUGUGGCUGGGGGUCGGAGGUUGGGGAAGUGCGAGGCAGCAGGCGAGAACUCUGAUGGUGGCGAUAAUGAGAGCCUCGAGAGCUCCAGCAAUUCCAAUGAGACCAUCAACUGCAGCUCCGGCUCCUCUUCUCGGGACAGCCUGAGGGAGCCUCCGGCCACCGGCCUGUGCAAGCAGACUUACCAGCGGGAGACGAGGCACAGCUGGGACUCGCCAGCCUUCAACAAUGACGUGGUCCAGAGGCGGCACUACCGAAUCGGCCUCAACCUCUUCAACAAGAAGCCAGAGAAGGGUAUCCAGUAUCUGAUCGAGCGGGGCUUCCUGUCAGACACACCGGUGGGAGUGGCUCACUUCAUCCUGGAGCGGAAAGGCCUCAGCCGGCAGAUGAUAGGGGAAUUCCUAGGGAACCGGCAGAAGCAGUUCAACAGAGACGUGUUGGACUGUGUGGUGGAUGAGAUGGACUUCUCCUCCAUGGAUCUGGAUGAUGCACUCCGGAAGUUCCAGUCCCAUAUUCGGGUUCAGGGUGAGGCCCAGAAAGUGGAGCGACUCAUCGAAGCCUUCAGCCAGCGGUACUGUGUCUGUAACCCAGCCCUCGUGCGCCAAUUCCGGAACCCAGACACCAUUUUCAUCCUUGCUUUUGCCAUCAUCCUCCUCAAUACCGACAUGUACAGUCCCAGCGUCAAGGCUGAACGAAAGAUGAAACUAGAUGACUUCAUCAAGAACCUGAGAGGGGUUGACAAUGGUGAAGACAUCCCCAGAGACCUUCUGGUGGGCAUAUACCAGCGCAUCCAGGGGCGUGAACUGCGGACCAAUGAUGACCACGUGUCCCAGGUGCAGGCUGUGGAGCGCAUGAUUGUUGGAAAGAAACCGGUCCUGUCUCUUCCUCACCGUCGACUGGUUUGCUGCUGCCAGCUCUACGAGGUGCCAGAUCCAAACCGCCCCCAGAGGCUAGGGUUGCAUCAGCGGGAGGUCUUCCUCUUCAAUGAUCUCCUUGUGGUCACCAAAAUUUUCCAGAAGAAGAAGAUCUUGGUGACUUACAGCUUCCGUCAGUCUUUCCCACUCGUGGAAAUGCACAUGCAGCUCUUCCAGAAUUCAUAUUACCAGUUUGGGAUCAAGUUGCUGUCUGCAGUACCUGGCGGGGAGCGAAAAGUCCUCAUCAUCUUCAACGCCCCCAGCCUCCAGGACCGGCUGCGCUUCACAUCCGACCUGCGCGAGUCCAUUGCGGAAGUGCAGGAGAUGGAGAAAUACCGUGUGGAGUCGGAGCUGGAGAAGCAGAAAGGUAUGAUGCGGCCUAAUGCCUCACAGCCCGGAGGGGCCAAGGACUCAGUGAAUGGGACGAUGGCCCGCAGUAGCCUGGAGGACACUUACGGGGCAGGCGAUGGGCUCAAACGGGGCGCACUCAGCAGUUCCCUGCGAGACCUCUCUGAUGCAGGGGUCUGUUAUUAGCAGUCCACGCCCUCACCAGAGGAUGCCACCUCCGCCCCCA